AUGAUCACCCAAAUUAAAAAGUUAUUGAAAAGGACCCAUAUAGAUACGGUCUCUGUAUUUGUCUGUAUUUCUCCAGAAAUAAAAAAUAAAGCUGAAGAAAUCUCUUCGGAUUUAAUACCAGCAAAAUCGAAAAAGAGGUAUGAAGAAAUCUAUGCAAAAUUCUUGGACUGCAGGGAUAAAAAAGUGGAGCCAUUUUCGGAAACUGUGCAUACUAUGGAGAAUUGUAUAAAACUUAAGCCGACGACGUUGUGGUCUUCGAUGCUGAGAACAGUAUUUAUUAAAAUUUAUGUCGAUAUCAGUAAAUAUUCCAACUUAGUUUUCUUUUGA
Messenger RNA from Psylliodes chrysocephalus, 327 nucleotides. The record is from the annotation of a GenBank genome assembly. NCBI's taxonomy places the organism in Eukaryota, Metazoa, Arthropoda, Insecta, Coleoptera, Chrysomelidae.